AUGGAGGCCGGAUCAGAAAAAAAGGAUGUGCCUCCCGACGAUUUAAAGCCUGACAGUGAACGCCCCGGAGCGAACGUCGAUUCUAUCGAGCAGGGCGAGACGGUGAUGAAAACCAAGCUGAACCGCGAUUUCAGCGUUUGGGGAGUCCUGAGCGUAUCGUGGAACAUUGUGAACAUCUUCGGAGGGACGUCAUACAUUUUUGUUGUUGGUUUCUCUGCAGGAGGGAUACCUGCAAUUCUAUACGGCAUCAUCGGUACAUCAGUCGGCCUGAUCAGUGUCAUCGGCAUCCUCGCUGAAUGUGCUUCUAUCUUCCCCACUGCCGGUGGCGCCUAUCACUUUGCGACCUUUCUAGCCCCAGAAAGGUAUCGCAGAUACGUCGGAUACGCACUUGGCUGGCUCAACUUUCUCGGGUGGGUGUUAACAAUCGCUGCUUGUGCGUCAAUUGCCACCGGACUUACCUUCUCUUUGGCUAUCUUGACUCAUCCGGAAUAUGUGGUCGGAGGGCGAUGGCAUUUAUUUCUCGUCUAUGUGGGCUGGGUGCUUGUAGCCUGCCUGGUCAACCUGUACCUCUUCGGGUUACUAGAUAAGAUCGAAAAUGUCGGAUUCAUAACCAACGUUCUAGGGUUCGUGGGGUUUACGAUUGCUUUACUUGUGAAAGCACCCAAGUCAAGCGCUCACUUUGUUUUCGUGGAGGUGAUCAACGAGACCGGAUACGCAAGUUCCUCAAUCGCGGUCGUGCUCGGCUUAUACAACAGCCUCAUCUCCUUUGUUGCUCUUGACGCGGCAUGUCACUUGGCUGAGGAAGUGAAUUCACCCACGAAGGAAGUACCAAAGAUCCUGUGGAUCACUUGGGCUUCUCAGUCUAUAGUGGGAAUUAUUUGGAUCACGGUGAUUGGAUUUAGCAUCAAAGAGCUGGACCCCCUCAUCAAUACGCCCACUGGGGUUCCCGUGGUCGAACUUAUGCGCCAAUCACUCUCUAGCAAUGGAGCAGCCAUUGUUUUCAAUAUGGUCCUGCUUAUCAACUAUGUCAUGGCUACUACUGCUGCAACGGUCACGUCGAGUCGGCAAGGAUAUGCUCUUGCUCGAGACGGCGGCCUGUUUUUCAAGAGCAGUUUAACUAAAGUCGAUUCCAAGCUAAAGGUUCCGACACUCUCUGUCUGCCUUGUUUCCUUCGUCGCAAUUCUGGUUGGCAUUGUGUAUUUGUUUUCCACCCAAGGAUUCAAUGCAAUCUUAGGUGCCGGGGCGGGAUUCAUGCUUCUGAGUUACUCAUCCCCUGCAUUGAUGAUGCUGAUUUUUGGCCGGAAGAAUCUACCAAAGACCCCAUACAGUCUGGGACGGUACGGAUACGUCUUCUGUGUCGUCUCUGUGAUGUAUGGUCUAUUUGCAAAUGCUAUUGUACCGAUUCCGGGCGUGUCCCCAGUCACCGCGACAAAUAUGAACUAUGCCUGUCUCCUCUACGGUAGCUUUUUCAUCCUUAUUAUUGCCAACUGGAUUCUUGAUGCUCGCAAGUCCUAUCACCCUCCGUCUCUUGGUGAACUUGUGGAGACGAUGGUCCCAGAAAAUGAUGAGCAGAUAUACGACUUGGCUGGGCAAAAUGAGAUUGCAGGCGGGGGGAGUGCGAUCGGACAACCGGUAUAG
This is a messenger RNA of Aspergillus puulaauensis, 1638 nucleotides long. RefSeq lists its product as uncharacterized. NCBI's taxonomy places the organism in Eukaryota, Fungi, Ascomycota, Eurotiomycetes, Eurotiales, Aspergillaceae. Gene Ontology annotation, biological process: transmembrane transport. The transcript is spliced from 9 exons. The record is from RefSeq and is a predicted model, not a curated record. Gene Ontology annotation, molecular function: transmembrane transporter activity. Bases 1 to 1638 code for a protein of 545 amino acids. Gene Ontology annotation, cellular component: membrane.